CCUAAACCCCAGCUAGCUCGACAGCUCGUAGAAGAGAGUCUUCUUCUUCCCCUCUGACUAUCUUUUUCCCUACCUCUCCGACGAAAUGAGCUCUUCCUCCGACCGCCGGCGGAACCCGACGGAGCUCGUCCUCCGGCAGGCCUUCACGAAUCUCCAACACAAUUGUUCUGCCUUCCUUCAAAACUUCGCUCAGCUCCCUCUCCUCAAUCCGAACUCCCAUUCUUCCUUCCAAACCCACCUCCAAGCCUCCCUUUCCCACUUGCAGAACCACUCCAAACUAGCAAUUGAUGCUGCCGUUUCUCGCUUCAACCAAAUCCCUCCUUCGUCUUCCAGAAACCCUCUCUGGGCUCGGAUUCCGUCCGACCCGGUUCUCCUAUCCAAUUCCACGCCUGCAGCUGCUACUCCGCCCUUGACUCCUCAGGCCAUCGAGGAGCGCUUGGCUGGCGUCCCCGUCUACGCCUUGUGCAACUCCCGCGAUGAAUUCGUUCUGGUCUCUGGAGUUUCAACGGGGAAGUCGCUUGGAUUGAUGUGCUUCAAGAAGGAGGAUGCAGAUGCGCUCCUUCACCAGAUGAAGAGCAUGGACCCUGAGAUGCGUAAGGAUGGGUCUAAGGUUGUUGCCGUUGCUUUGAACAAGGUUUUUCAACUCAAGGUCGAUGGAGUUUCGUUCAGAUUGAUACCGGAGUCUGCCCAAGUGAAGAAUGCUCUUACAGAGCAGGAAAAGGCUGGACUCUCUGAUGGAGGUUUCCCUGGGGUUCCAGUUUUCCAGUCAAGAAGCCUGGUGUUAAGAAGCCAAACCAAGAGCUAUCGCCCUGUAUUCUUUAGAAAGGAGGACUUGGAAAAGUCUCUCUACCGAGCUUCACGUGAACAGAAGAAACUGAACCCUCUCUUCAGGGAUGGGGAUAUUCAGGUGGCUGUUUUUGAAGAAGUAAUCAAGUCCAUGAAGGAGAAUUCGGGUUCAACGUGGAACGAUGUAGUCUUCAUCCCACCUGGGUUUGAUGUCUCGACUAAUCCUACCGCCGAGGAACAGGAGUGAAAGCUGCAAGUUGCUAGAUCAGACGUUCUGAGUUUCGACACCCAGCAUAUAUAGUUUGUGUAAUGGUUUGUUAAAGCCUUGCAACUUGGGGGUGAAAAGAGACUCCAUGAGAAUCGGAUCUGAUGGCAGGGAGGGUCAACCAGUGAAUCGUCCACCUUCCACGCCAAUUCAAUCCCAUUUCCUCCAUUUCUAUUGCAGUCUCCCAUCACCCUAUUGACCCAAUCAACCUCUGUAAAAAUCAGUCUCCCAUGUACAUUUUUUACCAUUUACCAUAACCUUGGGUAUAUAUGCUCCAUCCCAACAUCGACUACAUAUCCAUUCCUCAAUCAAUCGAUUCCACAAUCACUAAAGUUACCACACAAAUAACCUUCAUCAUUAGCUCCCGUCGCUCUUUGUCGUUCAUACAUCAAUAUCGAAUUUAUCAAUAUUUGAUAAUGGGCUCCCUACUUUGUUACCGGUGGUUAAAGUCACCAUAUCGUGGCCACCAUCACGAAGCAUUUGGGAUGGUGGCGAUUGGAGUAAUGAUGAUCAUGUUGAUUGCAGGGCCCCAGCAGGCUAUUGCGUCACAGAAUUUCUUUCAGGACGUAGACAUCACGUGGGGCGGCGGCCGUGGCAAGAUCCUCGACGGAGGCAACAUGAUCUCUCUUUCUCUUGACAGGGACUCCGGCUCGGGGUUCCAGUCCAAACUCGACUACAUGUACGCCAGAAUCGACACCCAGAUCAAGCUCGUCCCCGGGAACUCCGCUGGCACCGUCGUCGCUUACUACAUGUCGUCGCAAGGCCCCGUCCACGACGAAAUCGACUUCGAGUUUCUGGGCAACGUGAGCGGACAACCCUAUAUACUCCACACAAACGUGUACACGCACGGACAGGGCAGCAGGGAGAUGCAGUUCUACCUCUGGUUCGACCCUACCAGAAACUUCCACACCUACACCAUCAUCUGGAAGCCCCAACACAUCAUCUUCAUGGUGGACGAAAUUCCAAUCAGGGUGUUCAAGAACCUGGUGAAGUACGGGAUACCCUACCCAAGGAAGCAGCCCAUGAAGCUGUACAGCAGCCUGUGGGACGCCGAGGAUUGGGCCACGAGAGGUGGGCUCGUGAAGACCGACUGGACCAUGGCCCCGUUCACGGCCUACUUCCGCAACCUGGCGGCCCACCAGUACAAGAACUUCACGCACAACGGGAGCGGGUCCUUCAGGCAAUUGGGCCGCGAUGACUUGGGCCCCUACGCCAGGAAGAGGCUGAGGUGGGCCCAGAUGCACUUCAUGAUCUAUGACUACUGCACCGACUUCAACCGGUUCCCGCAAGGCCCGCCUCCCGAGUGCAAACACGCCCGGAUUUGAUCCAUCGAUCUUAGCAAUUGUUACCUCGUUUUUUCAUACAUUUUUCGGUGUAUUGUCAACGCAUUUAUCGUCGACAACAAUGACUGACCUCAAUAACGUUGUUGUUUUUGUUUUUGCCUAGUUAGUCUGGUUAUAGAUUUAUAAAUUUUGGUCCGAUCCCGAGUAAUCAUCAAUUGUUGCACCGAUCAAUUAAUGUCGUUGUUGUUCUUCAUUAUCAUCGUUAAUGCCUUGAUCUGGAGUGGUAGAAAUUCAUGUUAUUUGAUUCGGAAUAGAUAUUUUGAUCCAAUUAUAGCAUUCGAUUCUCGAG
This is a messenger RNA of Linum tenue, 2683 nucleotides long. NCBI's taxonomy places the organism in Eukaryota, Viridiplantae, Streptophyta, Magnoliopsida, Malpighiales, Linaceae. The record is from the annotation of a GenBank genome assembly.